Molecule: messenger RNA, 4695 nt
Organism: Haplochromis burtoni (Burton's mouthbrooder)
Lineage: Eukaryota; Metazoa; Chordata; Actinopteri; Cichliformes; Cichlidae
Product: zinc finger protein 32
Exons: 2
Coding region: 61-1200 (379 amino acids)
Biological process (GO): regulation of transcription by RNA polymerase II
Cellular component (GO): nucleus
Molecular function (GO): RNA polymerase II cis-regulatory region sequence-specific DNA binding; DNA-binding transcription factor activity, RNA polymerase II-specific
Source: RefSeq, a predicted model, not a curated record
CGAGAGGAGAAGAAGUCUUCGCUUCUUCGCAGGGACCAGCGCGUCUUCUUGUCCUCCAAAAUGUCCAAGUUACAGCAGCUCAGACUCUUCGUGAAUGAGCGUCUGACAGCAGCAGCGGAGGAAAUCUUCGGCGCCGUGGAGAGAACCAUAUUAGAGUUUCACACUGACAAAGCUUUUGUGUCCCAGUCAGAAGAUGUGAAGCCCAACGAGCUGCUAACGCUAGCCGAGGCUCUGAAAGCGGAGGAGGAGGAGGUGUUCCCGGCAGGCUCCCACCAGGUGAGUGUAUCCGAAGCAGAGGUCUCCACACAGACAACAUAUGCUCAGGCCAGUCAGCUGUUGGUGAAGCAGGACACACUGAGAGCAGACUUUCUGGUAAAUCAGGAACACUGGCCGAGAGGAGACAAAGGCCAGCUGCAGGAUCUGUUACACUGUGAAGCUGUGGCUUGUUUCAAAUCUGAACAGAGCGCAGGGUCCCCCUCCUCAUGCUUUCAGAGCCAAAGUGUGGCAAGCACACAGGGAGUAGUGCUUUUCCCCCAUGCCUCAACAGAGUCUAGAAAAAUUAAGCAGGAAGCAGAUGGAUGUGGAGGAUCGGAUUUCUGCCAGCCCAUCUCCUCAGAUAGUGGGGCUGAAAAUGAUGCCUGUGAUAAUGAAAGGAUGGAGAGCAGAGCAUCCAAUUCAAAGACAGUGCAGCCAAAAACAAAGGCAAAGCAGAAGCAGAAGAGUUCCAGCUUAAGCACUAAGAAAAGGACAAGUCCUUUCUGUUGUAAGCUCUGUGGAGAAUCUUUCUGCCACAGGAAUUCAUUGAUGAUUCACCUGAAAACACAUGGAGACUGUGCGCUGCAGCACAUAGAAACACACAAGGAGGACAAUCUGUGUCACGUCUGUGGCAAAACAUUCACCACAAAGACCCAUUUAAAAAGGCACAUGCUGAUCCACACGGGUCAGAAGCCUCACUGCUGCAAGGAGUGCGGCAGGAGAUUCGCACGAGGCGAGUGUUUGAGAGUGCACAUGAGGAUCCACACAGUAGAGAGGCCGUACACAUGUGGAGUGUGCGAGAAAGGAUUCAGACAGAGAAGUAAUCUAAUUACUCACAUGAGAAAGCAUACGGGAGAGAAACCUUACCGCUGUGGCAUCUGCUCAAGACCAUUUGCAUACAAGAAGGACAUGCUGAGACACACGCAGAUCCACACAAAGACGUGAAAAACUCAGUCCACCGGGAUGAGCUUUGGUCUAGUACUUCUGAGUUUAACUUGUUUGCUAUUAUAAAUUUUUUUCCUUUUGGUUAAGUGUGAAAAAAGAGAUGGUGAGUGUGUGUGUAUUAAUAGAGCAAAGUGCAUUUUCAAAAUGCUUGUUGUAGAUUGCAAGGGUCAGGCAAAAACCACAAUUUCAAACAAACCACAUUUCAUAAAUAUUAAAAAUAAGCGAGUCUGCUGCUGCCUGGAUGUAUUCAUACCUGUCUGCAUGGUCAGACAUCUCAGUUGAGGCUGUGGGCCACCAGAAGCUGCCCAGUCUUCUACCAGAUGAAAGUGUCUUUGUCAUUUAUUUGAUUUCCCAAUGAAUUAUAUUUUUUGACAUUAAGCAGGCCUACAAAGUGUCUCACAAGAGCAACAUAAUAUUACAUGUUAUGGGGGGGGGGGGGUCCUGGAUGUUUUUAAUAUAGCUGCAUUAAUAUGUCGAACCUCUCUAAAAUAAUUAAUAACAUCAUUUUAGUGUGUUCAUUUGUGUGAACAGCCUGUUCUGUUUUUAAGGGUAUCAACAGGGCCCUGUUUCAGAAAACAGUUUUAGCUAACAGCUCUGAGUUAUUUAACCCUGAGUUUCCGUUCCAGAGUCGACUUCAGUUCUGAGUCAGUCACGAGGGUUAUUUCCUCACUAUAAAUCCAAGGGUUUUUCUGUUUUUAUACACAUGGAUAUAUCUAUCCAUAGAUGUAGAUAUAUCUUUUCAUGGGACAACACUGAAGUUAUGACACUGAUACAAUGUAAAGUAGUCAGUGUACAGCUUGUACAACAGUGUAAAUUUGCUGUCACCUCUAAAUAACUCAACAUACAUCCAUUAACGUCUAAGCUGCUGGCAACAAAAGUGAGUACACCCCUAAGUGAAAAUGUCCAAACUGUGCUCAAAGUGUCAAUAUUUUGUGUUGCAACCACUGGUCUCAUCAGACCACAGGUAAUCCAUGUCCUUAGUCUGCUUGUCUUCAGCAAACUGUUUGCGGGCUUUCUUGUGCAUUAUCUUUAGACGAGGCGUCCUUCUGGGACGACAGCCAUGUGAUGCAGUGUGUGGCGUGUGUCUGAGCCACUGUCAGGCUGACCUUUGACGCCUUCUACAGCAAUGCUGGUACUCACUUUUGUUGCCAGCGGUUUAGACGUUAAUGGCUGUAUGUUGAGUUAUUUUGAGGUAAAAGCAAAUUCACACUGUUGUACAAGCUGUACACUGACUACUUUACAUUGUAUCAAAGUGUCAUAUCUUCAGUGUUGUCCCAUGAAAUAUUUACAGAAAUGUGAGGGUGUACUCAAUUUUGUGAGCUAUAUAUAUAUUUUAUUUUCUUCUCCCCUCCUGCUUCUUAACAUAGCCAUCGUGAUCCACACUGACACAGUGAUAUUCCUCAGUCCACUGGAUUCGAAGUGAAGCUGUGCUUUCUUGGAGAAUCUUGGUGUCAGAGCUCCACUGAUGAUGGUUUUCUUUCUGUACUCAUAAAUGUGCUCAAUCCCAUCCUGAACAUACUCACAGUUGUAUUGAACUAACUGGUCAGCUCUUCUGGAAUGAGAAGCCCAGAGUUAUUGACAUCAAAUUUAACCAACUCACUUUAUUUCUAAACUCAGAUUUUGCUAAACAUGCUUCCCGGAAUAGGGCUUUGGUUGGGUCUUCCAGAGCCCUAUUCCGGGAGCGCGUUAAGGAGAAGCCCCCAAAGUCACGGAAGCGAUCGUUUACCGUCUGUGUGAGCCCUGCUUCUCGCCUGUAGGUUCUUAUGGACUGUAGGAAAGUCUUCAAUGUUGCUGUUGGAAGAAUUCAAAUGUUUUCGUGUAGCUGAGGAUGAGUGCAGUUCUUUGAACUCUGUGGUAGCUCCUACCUCAAUGCUUUUUCUCUCAGUAUAUGAGGUAUAAGUGUGUCCAAUGAUUGACUGAAUGGAACAUGGGCAAUCGCUAAAAUGUUUGCAUUGUAAACAGCAUUUGUUUGAAAAAAUGAUAUCAGUCCAAUCCAAUUUUAUUUAUAAAGCACUUUAAAAUACCCAGCACAGGAACAAAGUGCUGUACAGAAAAUAAGCAUUAAUAACAUGAAGUAAAGAUCUAAGAAUCUUCUUAAACCUGAGCCUGUAUAAGAACCUGAGCAAAGCUGUCAUCUGUCUGUUGUGAGUUACUUCUGUCAGUUUGAAGAUCCCUCUCAAAGUACUCUAAUCAGUUAAACUUGCAGUUACAUUUGACUUAUACUGCUAUAAAAUAAGGACACAAAUGCACCUCAAUUUGUUGUAGCGUAGAUUUCCAUAUUCUACAGGUUUUCCCACAUAUAACGUUUAAUGUAAUAAAAACAUUAUCAUACUUAAUUGCAUGCUCCCCUUUCACCACAGUUAGUGGUCAGAGUUGGGUCCAUAGUUUUUGGGGGGCAUACACCGUUUUUGUAGUUUUGCUGAUAUACACAGCUGUUUAAGUCAGAAUGUGUGAUUGAAGUGCAGACGUUUAGCUUUAAAACAAGGGGUUUAACAAAAGUAUUGCAUUAACUGUUUAAGAAUUACAGCCUUUUAUUUUCUUUCUUUCUUUCUUUUCUUAUUCAUAGUCCCCGAUUUUUUGAGGCCCAGAAGUAAUUUGAGAAUUGACAAGUAGUCAGACAUUACUAAUAAGAAAUUCUAGCGUCGCUUUAGUGAUACACUUUGGGUCAUUAUCAAUUUGCACUGUGACACAAUCAGUUUUGCAGCAUUUGGCUGAAUCUGAGCACAGAUUGUAGCCCUGUACACUUCAAAGUGCAUCCUGUCAGCUACUACUUCUAUCAGCAGUCCCAUCAUCACACAAUAGAGAGCUGGUUCUUUUAGCACUUUGUGGUAAACGCUCUGUGUUUUCAUUGAUCACCUCGACAGUGACACACCUACCUCAUCAAGAGUGUUCUUAAGUUUGUUAGAUGUGAAGUUUCUUAAACCACAUCUUUGAACUAAAAUUACAAUGAAAAUCUAUGAAAUCCAAAUUCAACACCUUGAAUCAACUUAUGAUGUGUUUUCCUCAUUUGUGACAGAGUAUCGGGGGAAGUGACCUAACCUCACCUAAGUUAGUUUUGCCUCUAAAAAUGGGGGACUAUGAAAAACACAGGUAAUCCAUCAUUGUUAAAUGUCUGUUAUUAAAUCAAAAUCCUAUAUUGAUUGAUUUAAAAAUCCACCAUGGUGGUAUAAGGCGGAAAAACUGCAAAAAUUAUCUUUUUCUAACAAACGAUAGCCCUAAUCCCAACCGCCUCUUUCCAUAACGCCAUCAAAACACCAUAUUUAAAUGUAAUUAAAUGGUUUAAGAUGAUGCAGGGAUGCUGUUUGAGUGAAUGAGAUCCUUUAAAUAAACAUCUAAUGAUGUAUUUUGUUGAAAGAAAGUGUAUAUGUGCUUUUCAGGCAUUAAAAUGCAUGUAAGAUGUUGCUGAAUAAAAUGACAUGUUUUCUGUAGACAAUCAUGUACAGUGCAUUAAUCAAAAUAAAUGUAAUGUGCCUAAGGUUCCUCAAAAUCCAGACG